ACAGCGAAGCCCAAGUUAGGGAGCGAGCGGAGCGCUCCCGCGGCCCCGGAGCCGGAGUGGCCGCGGUGCCCCGGAGCCCGGCCCGGCCCCGCCCGCUGGGGCCCUCUCGGGCCCAGGCCGCCGGGAGGGGGGCGGGGACGCCCAACUUGGGGCGCGGCGCAGCCCCGCUCUCCCGAGAUCGCGGAGCCCGGGAAUGCCACGGCGGCGGCCAGACGGCGGGAGAGGAGCGGGGAGAGAGGAGGCGGCCGGCAGCUCCUGAGCCCGGGCCUCCGCAAGAGCGCGAAUUAUUUUCAAAGGACUCAAACUUUCCUCUUUCCCUUGCUGGCUGCGGUCCCUUUUGCUUUGGAAUCGUUCUCUGGAUUCCCGCGGGGGCGCCGGGACGCGAUCGCCUCCCCCGGAUUCCUCGGCGGCGGCUCGGCUAACUUCGCGGACUCGGGGACCCGGAGCGCUCGCCCCGCUGCCGAACCCAGUCCUCGCUGCUCCAGCGCUCCAAAGGACCGGGACCCGGGCGCCCUCGCCUCCGGGAAGGGCGCCCAGCCGGGUUCCCUUGGGUCGGGCUACGGAGCCCUCCACACCUACUGCAGGACUGGAGCCAGCGGAUUAACCUAAGCAGAGUCCGGGCCUCCUGGCCUGGUUCCGCGGAGGGGCGUCCCCUGGGCGGGGAAAAGACAAGUUUGUCAGGCAUCGGUGGCCUGUUGGAUCGGAGCGCGGCCGCCGCAGCAGAGAAGUCCCCCCGCGUUCAGCACCCUCGGUGGACAGCCCUGGGGACCUAGGACUGUUCGGUGGCCGAGCUUUCUGGGCCAGGGAGCUGGCUGCUGCGCCCGGUGCGCAGAGGCUUCAAGGUCUGGGGCAGCGCCCCCUGCGUCUCCACCCGGGCAGCCGCCCUGUGGGAAGAGGACAGAGCCGAGUCGCGGCUUGCUCAGACUCCCAGUCUCGGUCGCCGCCCUCUCCGUCGCGACUCAGGGAAAAGGAGGGAACGCAGAGGGCAAAGCGGUGCCCCGGCGGAUGCGCCCCCCGCCGCCUCUCAGGCUGCGCCGCCUCGCGGGGAUGAAGCACUGGCCGUGAAGAUGGAGGUGACCUGCCUUCUACUUCUGGCGCUUAUCCCCUUCCACUGUCGGGGACAAGGAGUCUAUGCUCCAGCCCAGGCCCAGAUUGUGCAUGCGGGGCAGGCCUGUGUGGUGAAGGAGGAUAACAUCAGCGAGCGGGUCUACACCAUCCGGGAGAGCGACACCUUGGUGCUGCAGUGCCUGGUCACGGGACACCCUCGGCCCCAGGUGCGGUGGACCAAAACUGCCGGCAGCGCAUCGGACAAGUUCCAGGAGACGUCGGUCUUCAAUGAGACUCUGCGGAUCGAGCGCAUCGCCCGCACGCAGGGAGGUCGCUACUACUGCAAGGCGGAGAACGGAGUGGGCGUGCCAGCCAUCAAGUCUAUCCGAGUGGACGUGCAGUACUUGGAUGAGCCUGUACUGACGGUGCAUCAGACGGUGAGCGACGUCCGAGGCAACUUCUACCAGGAGAAGACCGUGUUUCUACGCUGUACCGUCAGCUCCAACCCGCCUGCCCGCUUUAUCUGGAAGCGGGGCUCCGACACCCUGUCCCACAGCCAGGAUAAUGGGGUUGACAUCUACGAGCCUCUCUAUACUCAGGGGGAGACGAAGGUCCUGAAGCUGAAGAACCUGCGGCCCCAAGACUAUGCCAGCUACACCUGCCAGGUGUCCGUGCGCAAUGUGUGCGGCAUCCCAGACAAGGCUAUCACCUUCCAGCUCACCAACACCACGGCACCUCCAGCCUUGAAGCUGUCUGUGAACGAAACUCUGGUGGUGAACCCUGGGGAGAACGUGACAGUGCAGUGUCUGCUGACGGGCGGCGAUCCCCUCCCCCAGCUGCACUGGUCCCACGGACCUGGCCCACUGCCCCUGGGUGCUCUGGCUCAGGGUGGUACCCUCAGCAUCCCUUCAGUGCAGGCCCGGGAUUCUGGCUACUACAACUGCACAGCCACCAACAAUGUAGGCAACCCAGCUAAGAAGACGGUCAACCUGCUGGUGCGAUCCCUGAAGAACGCCACAUUCCAGAUCACCCCGGACAUGAUCAAAGAAAGCGAGAAUAUUCAACUCGGUCAGGACCUGAAGCUGUCGUGCCACGUGGACGCGGUGCCCCAGGAGAAGGUGAACUACCAGUGGUUUAAAAACGGCAAGCCGGCACGCACGUCCAAGCGGCUGCUGGUGACCCGAAAUGACCCCGAGUUGCCCGCUGUCACCAGCAGCCUGGAGCUCAUUGACCUGCACUUCAGUGACUACGGCACUUAUCUGUGCAUGGCUUCCUUCCCGGGGUCACCAGUGCCUGACCUCAGCAUAGAGGUCAACAUUUCCUCAGAGACAGUACCACCCACCAUCAGUGUGCCCAAGGGCCGAGCAGUGGUGACAGUGAGGGAGGGCUCUCCUGCUGAGCUCCAGUGCGAAGUUCGUGGCAAGCCCCGGCCUCCAGUGCUGUGGUCUCGGGUGGACAAGGAGGCCGCCCUUCUGCCCUCGGGGCUGGCCCUGGAAGAGACUCCGGAUGGGAAGCUGCGGCUGGAGAAUGUGAGCCGCGACAUGAGCGGCACCUACCGCUGCCAGACAGCUCGCUACAAUGGCUUCAACGUACGAUCCCGGGAGGCUCAGGUGCAGCUGACAGUGCACUUCCCUCCAGAGGUGGAGCCCAGUUCCCAGGACUUGCGCCAGGCGCUGGGCCGGCCUGUGCUCCUGCGCUGCUCGCUCCUGCGUGGCAGUCCCCAGCGCAUCGCCUCGGCCGUGUGGCGCUUCAAAGGACAGCUGCUGCCCCCGCCGCCUGUUCUCCCCGCCGCUGCUGUGGAGACCCCCGAUCACGCCGAGCUGCGCCUGGACGCCCUGACCCGUGACAGCAGCGGAAACUACGAGUGCAGCGUCUCCAACGACGUGGGCUCAGCCACCUGCCUCUUCCAGGUCUCGGCCAAAGCCUACAGCCCGGAGUUUUACUUCGACACCCCCAACCCCACCCGCAGCCACAAGCUGUCCAAGAAUUACUCCUAUGUGCUACAGUGGACACAGAGGGAGCCAGACGCUGUGGACCCCGUGCUCAACUACAGACUCAGCAUCCGACAGUUGAACCAGCACAAUGCCAUGGUCAAGGCCAUCCCCGUUCGUCGUGUGGAGAAGGGACAGCUGCUGGAGUAUAUCUUGACUGACCUCCGAGUACCCCACAGCUAUGAGAUCCGCCUCACACCCUACACCACCUUUGGGGCUGGUGACAUGGCUUCCCGCAUCAUCCACUACACAGAGCCUAUCAACUUGCCCAGCCUGUCAGACAACACCUGUCACUUUGAGGAUGAGAAAAUCUGCGGCUACACCCAGGAUCUGACAGACAACUUUGACUGGACGCGGCAGAAUGCUCUUACCCAGAACCCCAAGCGCUCUCCUAAUACUGGGCCCCCUACUGACAUCAGUGGCACCCCUGAAGGCUAUUACAUGUUCAUUGAGACAUCCAGACCCAGGGAGCUGGGGGACCGUGCAAGGCUGGUGAGUCCCCUGUACAACGCCAGUGCCAAGUUCUACUGCGUCUCUUUCUUCUACCACAUGUAUGGGAAACACAUCGGCUCCCUCAACCUUCUGGUGCGGUCCAGGAACAAAGGCGCUCUAGACACGCAUGCCUGGUCCCUCAGUGGCAAUAAGGGUAAUGUGUGGCAGCAGGCCCAUGUACCCAUCAACCCCAGUGGGCCCUUCCAGAUUAUUUUUGAGGGGGUUCGAGGCUCGGGCUACCUGGGGGAUAUUGCCAUAGAUGAUGUCACACUGAAGAAGGGAGAGUGUCCCCGGAGGCAGAUGGAUCCCAACAAAGUGGUUGUGAUGCCAGGCAGCGGAGCCCCGCGCCUGUCCAGCCUGCAACUUUGGGGAUCCAUGGCCAUCUUCCUCUUGGCGUUGCAGAGAUGAUGAGAGCUGUGUGGCCCCCACCCCGCCCUGCCGCCGGCACACCAAAGUGUCCACAUCGUACCAAAGACUGACCCCUGCCAGCCGGGGUGCCUAGGGGCGGGGCCAGCCCGCCAGGGAGGGGGCCUUCAUUGGCUGCAUUGAUGAGCAGAGAACUCGGACAGAGGCCAGGCCAGGCUCUGGUGGUUGUUCAACACACGCACACACUCACACUCACCACAGAUAUAUUAAAGCACAAGUUUUUAUUCGACCUGCCAGCACCUUCUUACUGUGGAGAUGGGACUUACGUGAAUGGCGUCCACCACCUCCAGGGACCUUGGUGCGACAUAGGACUCAUCUUGUCUGCACACUGCGCUGUGUCUGUCUGACCUUGCCUUGUCCCCUGACUCAAGGCCGAACUCCAGCCCAGAGGCUUGCCAGAAGGGAGCCAGAUGUGGGCAGAAUAUCAGACUUGGGCUGCCUGGAUGGAGGUCACAGGGUGCAGAGGCAGGCCAGUCGGGACUCUGUGAGCUCUCCGACUGCCCCUUGAUCAGAGGCUGACAAGGAAGGGGCACCUGCUUCAGAGUGGACACAUUGCUCAACUCAGAUCCCCUGACCUGUUCCUAGGACUCCCUCUUGCCCUCCCCACUGUACCCACUUGAGAGGGCCCGCAGCACAGGGCUUAGGGUAUGUACAGUAUUAGGACUAUCUCCCACCUUCUGCCUGACUCUGACCAGCCGCUAGAUGCCACUCCAGAGAGUCCCAGCUUGGGACUUCCAGGGACAGGGGGCGCUGAUAUGUGAGGAGUGGUGUCCAUAUUAUAUACCCAGGUGAGGAUUGGCACUGGGAAGCACAGAGCCUGGCCUCUGUGACCCCAUGUUCCCACAGAGAACAUGAAGUCACAGUGGAGUGGACCCCCUGUUUCUUAGGUAUUUGAUCAGAGAGUCUGGCAGAGAGGACUGGGGAGGAUAAGACACUGUCUAGUCAGCCCUGUGGAGUAGAGGGGUGAGGGAGGGAGAUGGAUGGAGGUGGCUGCAUUUCUUUGUUCCCUGGGAGCUGGGAAGAGGUUUUUGUCCUUGGAACUGUUAGGAUAGGAUCUAGAACUUUCCUCUUUGGGUCCCUUUACCCACUACCUAGCUUCCACAGGAGAGCAGAAUCCUAACCUCUGUGUGUCCAUGUUUGAGUGUGUCUGUAUGUGCAUCUCUGCAGGUGUGAAAGCGUGUGUGCCCAUCUGUGUCCAUGUACCACUGUGCGCAUCAUUGGAUGGGAGCGUGCAGGAACACGAGGUAGGGCGUAGUAAACCCUGUCUCUGUGGGUGAGUGGCAGCGUGCAGUCUUCACCUCAAUGACAUGUUUGUGGGGUGCUGGCCCUGUCUGCAGUCUCAGAUUGCCUGCUAUGGCCUUUCAACCCCCUUUGGAUGACAAAGAGCUUACAGAUGACCCUAUUGAAGGCUAGCUCCUUGGCUGGAGGUGUGGCACAGGGCUCUUCCCUGUGCAUUGUGGGGGACAGUUGCAGAGAAGAGCCUGGAACCCCAGCUUCAUCGCAGCACCCGGAGGCUCACUGAGGAUUGAGACCCUUGCUGCUUAGCCCUCAACCCCACCUGGCUUGUAUCAUCAUCACCACCACCACCAUCACCAUCUUCUUCACCACCAUCAUCACUGGCUGCUAGAAGGUCAGGCCAGGCUACAGCAGGGCAUCCUGGUACCCAAUCAGUGUGGCCGCCUUCCUGGCCCUUCAAGCCCUUUGUCCAAAGUGAGUUGCUCUGUUUGCAGAAUAAGAUUCUGUGACAUCUGCAGGGUAUUGCUCCUUAAUUAUCCCAUCUGUGCCGAGUCUACUACCCCAACUAGACUGUGAGUCCCUCCCACUCUGAGCUCCUCCUUCAUUCUUGCUCACGAGAGACACUAGAGUAGAAACCUUGUAGAAUGGAUUCUAUAAGCCAGUAGUCCCUGGCCCUGGCUAUAGAAUCAACUGAGCAGGGGUCAGCCUAAGUGUAGGGUGUGAUUUAACAUCUUGGGAACACAGCCUGGUAUUAGAAACAUUAAGAAACCUCUUAGGAUAACCCGAGAGGGGAAGCCAGGGUCGUCUCAACUCCAGGGCCUCUGAGUCAGUGCUAUGUUGGAGAAAUGGCUCCCUCUGCUCCUCCUGGGGUUCCUGCUUCACCCUAAGCCUGCUCCCCCAUAUCGGCCCACUGUCCUCACUGCUUUAUUGUGGGGACUCCUCCUUCUGUAUCUUAGAGCUGGACACAGGAAAGGUUCAUAGUAUGUGUAGGCCCCAUGUUCCCGAACCUUCUUUGUGGUGAGAGCAGACAUGCCUGAGGGUGUGUGGCCUGAGAUUACAAAGCCUGUUUAAGAAGCCCACCCUCCUGUGCAAGUGAGUGAGGCUGGGGUGUGCUAGUCUAGAAGAGCCCACUGUGUGCAGGGGCUGUGUGGUUGAUAUGUGUGUGCAUGUACCAGAAGCAUUUAGUCAUGUGCAGGGUUGAGAGUAAGUGUAACUGUAGGGCAGGAGCCUUUUGCACAUGGACACCUGUGAGCCUACAUUCCUGUAUGUUUGAGUGUGGGGUCCAUGUUGGGGUAGGUGGCCUGUGAACACCCCGGUUCCAGAUCAGGCUGAAGGGAUCGAGAGGAUUGAGCGGAUCUCUACAGUGGCAGCCUCACCCUCUUUGCUGGGGGAACUGAGGGAAAUUGUGGCCUUAAAGCAGGGAUCCCAGAGUAAAGCUCUCAGGGUUCUGGGGUCCUUUUACUCCUGGCCCCUACAAGUUAGUGUCUGGGAGGAGAAAGGCAUUCUUGGGACCAGGCAGUAAAGAACAGCUGAUGGGUGGUAGCCUCAGCUGGGCUGUCCUGCCCCUUGGGACCACAGUUAACCUACAUGCCUCAUUCGUCCGUGAAGACAAAACCUGCUGCUCCUGGCACACUCCUCCCAUAAUUCCCUCUUUCCCACUCACCAUCCUUCUCCUGUUCUCUGGAAGCACCUGUUCAGGCUAGCGGGGCCAGAAUGAGCCUCGGAAAUGCAGGCUUUCCACGGCUCGAACGCAGAAGCUGGAACAGAGACGGGCAGGCCUGGCUCAAUUCUUGGAAGCCUAGUGCUACAGCCCUGGGGAUGUCGUAGCACUGAUCACUGCUCCUGGGAACCUCUUACCAGAAUAGCUACAGACAGCUGAGUGGAACUGACCCUUCUCUGGGUGCUCUCCAUGCUGCCGAGGCCGGUUACAUGUGUGACAGGUGUUACUCGAAUAUUUUGAGAGAGAAACCAUCUUCCUGUCCUACUCUGCCCUCUUCUCCCAGACUGCGGACACCUCGCCCAUGGACAGCACGGUUGCCACAUGGAGACUGUUACUGUCACCACUACUGUCUGCACAGGCUGGGCUGGGAACCGAGGCUGGCGGAGGCUGGUGUCUCAUCAUCGGGACCAGGAGGGCUGCAGAAGACAUGAAGUGCUCUUGGAUUUUCCUCUGAUUGGACAGCUCCAUGGGACUAGGGAGGGUUGUUUCCAGGGAAUGUCCUAGGAGUGUGAUGAAUGAACCUCCCUGUACCGGAGAGUUCCUGCAGGCCACUGGCUGAGCUCAGAUUCUGGGUUCAUUCCAUUCUGUCAGUACUGGGCAUAUGGGUGCAUGUGUGUGUGUGUGUGUGUGUGUGUGUGUGUGUGUGUGUGUGUAUGUGUAUGCAGGAGGGCCACUCUUUUCUGGAGAUCUCUUCACCCUUAGCACUGGAAUGGACCUUAAAGGACAUCGAAUCUGGUGUGCCCACUGUACAGGUGUGAAAACUGAGGUUCAGAGAGAAGGCAUCUGCCUGUCCCCAUCCCUCUCCCUUCCAUGUUUGGCCUGCAUUCAUUGUCCAGGGGUCCUGAUAAAAAUUCUCUCCCUCCUAGCACCUUCCUGCCCUCCACCCACCCAGACAUCCCAUUUUCCCCCAACCCCCAAUCUCAGCCCAGUUCUGCAGGAAGGGGCCUGCUCCAGGGCAUCCCCAACCAUUACCACCCCCUACCCCAGGGAAGUCUGAUCAUCAAAUGCUUAUCCCCAUCCCAUAAGGGACAGGAAAGUAGGGACUAUUCCUGCCCUGGCGCCUCACAGAUGGAGGAAAGCCAAUCCUCCCCAUAUGCCCAGGCCCACUCGUCUGCCCUACCUACCCUGCCACCAAGCUAAAAGCACAACAGGAGACCCCCUACACACACUCAUGGGUGACACGGGGGUCUCUCACGACCCUGAUGCACCCCUUUGCCUUGCUCUCUGUCUCCACCCAGCCUCUGUUUUCCACCACCCAUCUUUCGCUCUUCCACAACCCCCAAAAUGUAACCUCUAGUUGCGGACGCGGUUGUUCCAAUCAAUAAAGAUGCAGUGUUCUAGAA
Molecule: messenger RNA, 8255 nt
Organism: Mus caroli (Ryukyu mouse)
Lineage: Eukaryota; Metazoa; Chordata; Mammalia; Rodentia; Muridae
Gene: Mdga1
Product: MAM domain containing glycosylphosphatidylinositol anchor 1
Biological process (GO): homophilic cell-cell adhesion; synapse organization
Cellular component (GO): axon; neuronal cell body; plasma membrane
Molecular function (GO): axon guidance receptor activity; protein binding
Source: RefSeq, a predicted model, not a curated record